This is a messenger RNA of Haemonchus placei, 975 nucleotides long. The record is from the annotation of a GenBank genome assembly. NCBI's taxonomy places the organism in Eukaryota, Metazoa, Nematoda, Chromadorea, Rhabditida, Trichostrongylidae.
AUGCUGAAUGAUCUCGACCAGCAAUUGAACGCCAUGCCGGACGUGGAUCCGAACCUCAAGCUGAACGAGCAGGCCAUGUACGGGCCGUUCUUCGGCACUCUCGGCGUCACAACUGCUAUGAUGUUCACUGCAGCCGGAUCAGCCUAUGGAACCGCAAAGUCUGGCACCGGAAUCGCCUCGAUGUCUGUCGCUCGUCCGGAUCUCGUCAUGAAGGCCAUCAUUCCCGUGGUAAUGGCUGGUAUCGUGGCUAUCUACGGUCUCGUCGUUGCCGUUAUCGUGUCUGGUAAGGUAGCGCCGGGUGGUCCCGAAUACACCCUGAACACGGCAUUCGCACAAUUUGCCGGCGGCCUGGUAUGCGGUCUAUGUGGUCUGGGAGCUGGUUAUGCGAUUGGAAUUGCUGGUGACGCGGGAGUGAGAGCCCUCUCACAACAGCCGCGAAUAUUCGUCGGUAUGAUUCUGAUGUUGAUUUUCGCUGAAGUGCUUGGUCUGAUGUCGUACGAUUUAAGCACCGCCGAGUCUCCAGCGUACGCUCCAUUCUUCGGUUACAUGGGCGCCGCCUCAGCUCAGAUCUUCACAGUUCUGGGUGCUGCAUAUGGCACUGCCAAAUCAGCAGUAGGCAUUUGCUCGAUGGGGGUAAUGCGACCAGAGUUGAUAAUGAAGUCUGUGAUUCCCGUCAUUAUGGCUGGUAUCAUUGGUAUCUACGGUCUUGUCGUUGCGAUGGUGUUGAAAGGAAAGGUGCAGUCGGCAAGUGAAGGCUAUAACCUGAACAAAGGGUUUGCACAUCUGGCCGCUGGACUCACAUGCGGUCUGUGCGGUCUGGGAGCUGGUUACGCCAUCGGUAUCGUGGGAGACGCUGGAGUUCGUGGAACCGCUCAACAGCCUCGUCUCUUCGUAGGAAUGAUUCUCAUCCUUAUCUUCUCUGAAGUACUUGGUCUCUACGGUAUGAUCGUCGCCCUGAUUCUCGGAACAUCAUAA